GCUUUUUAAGCUUUUUAUCGUCAUCUGCAUUGCAUUCAAUUUGAAGGGCAGCCGGUUCUAGACACCCUCAGAAAAACAUUCAGGUGCUCUCAACAACACCAACAUGGACCGUCCACUCCGUUCCGCUCUCCGGAAACCCACCUCAACAUCACCUUCUGUUCCACCAUCUUCAAGCCCCACCUCACAAAUUCCAUCAGACGCGACGACAAGCCACGAUCUUGCGUCAUCUUCACAGACAGGACCGGCCAUCUCGUCUGCAGCUGACGAUGUACCGAAGAAGCCUAGGAAACAAACCGGGACAGUGCCUUCCUCGCCACCAGUGAUAUGCAUGACGGCGGGAGAGUCGUUGGCGGCGCAAGCGAAAUGUGUGAAGCAAGGCUUGGUGGACGCGUUCGCUUUCCCGCCCGCUUUCAUUACCAUAUACGGGUCAAAAACGAUUCAACAAAACGUCUUGAAGUGUGUGCUUCUGAACGGGCUUAUCUUCUUGGGUUCAGUCUUCUUGUUCGAUGUGGCGAUCCUGCCGAUAUCUCGACGGCUCCGGACGGGUGUUUUUACCGUCACAGGAGGAGCAGAUAUGAAGGACUCUGGGAGGUGGUUUGAUACGCUGUUUGUGUUGACCUAUUAUACAUUUUGGGUGUACCCAAUCUACAUCGUCACAUUCGUUCUGAAUGCGAUGUGGUAUCAGAAGAUAGCCGAAAGAUCAUUUCGCGUGCAGGUCGGAAAACCUGUGACAGUGGCUUUCAGCUACCAAAGACUCAUCACUCUCCUUACAAGCGAAUCCUAUCGUGCCCUUCUCCUCCUGAACUUCCUGAUCCAGUCCGCCCUGGUCUACUUCAUUCCGAUCUUUGGGCCCCCGCUCAGCUUCGUAUGUUUCUGCUGGUCGGCAUCGUUUUACGCGUUCGAGUAUCGAUGGGGGCAGAAAGGGUGGACGCUGGAACAGCAGAUUGAGCAUUUUGAGAGGCAUUGGGCGUACUACUUUGGGUUUGGAUUCCCAUGCACGUUGCUUACAUUCUUCUUUCCACAAAUCGUAAGUCAAGGGUUAUUCGCGCUGAUAUUCCCUCUGUACAUUAUCCUCUGCAACCGCGCGUCACCACUCCCGAAACCGAACUGGCAGAUCCAUCAUAGGUUCCUGCCAGAACGAUUACCGAUAUUUAGGCUGGCAGUGAUCACAAAUGGGAUUUGCUUGCGGCGUUUGGGGCAGAAACGUCGCGUGCGUGCGGGCUGAGCGCACUCCGGCUGUCAGACGACGUGAGGGGCAAGCAUUAUGCCCGGGAGAUGUUCAGGGGAGACGGCGUAUGGGGGAAACGCAUUAAGCAGGCGUUUGGAUGACCGAAGAGUUUUUGGGCAAAACGCGGACGAGUUUGGGCAACGAUUGGCAUCUGGAACGCCCGUCCCUGGGUGCUUUCCUUGUCGCCUCUUCCACAUGUAGAUCAGUUUUGUUGUCAGCUCUGGCACGUUGUUUUGGUACCUGACUGAAUCAAAGUGUCAAAGUGAAAGGUAGUUGAUGUAUCAAGUGAUUAGUUAGAUGAGCAUGCUAAUGGUAUGA
This is a messenger RNA of Fimicolochytrium jonesii, 1546 nucleotides long. Its product is annotated as etoposide-induced protein 2.4-domain-containing protein. Bases 104 to 1225 code for a protein of 373 amino acids. Gene Ontology annotation, cellular component: endoplasmic reticulum. The record is from RefSeq and is a predicted model, not a curated record. NCBI's taxonomy places the organism in Eukaryota, Fungi, Chytridiomycota, Chytridiomycetes, Spizellomycetales, Powellomycetaceae. The transcript is spliced from 6 exons. Gene Ontology annotation, biological process: macroautophagy.